Molecule: messenger RNA, 1143 nt
Organism: Glycine soja
Lineage: Eukaryota; Viridiplantae; Streptophyta; Magnoliopsida; Fabales; Fabaceae
Product: RING-H2 finger protein ATL40-like
Exons: 2
Coding region: 299-988 (229 amino acids)
Source: RefSeq, a predicted model, not a curated record
AAGAUGAGUGAGUACUGUCAAUGUUCAACAGUCAAAAGCCUUGAAAAAAUGGGAGUUUCUUGUUAGUUAAGACCAAUGACUUUUAUAGCCACAAUGGAAGAAGAAAAUAUCCAUUAGAAAAAGACCGUAGACUUUGGCCAUUUUUUCACUCCACACGGAGCCAAAGCCAAAUCCAAAGCCAACAACAACGCCACCAACUCAACUACAGGAAAGUCCUCAUAAACCCCAUAACCCAAACCAAAACCCAUUGUCUCCUUCUCCUCCUUCUUUCUCCCUCUCUCUCAUACACAAAGAGGCCAUGGGUUACUUGGACGAUGAUCAUGAUCAUGACACAUUCCACGACCACAACGACUUCAACAGAAGGAUACUCAUCAUGGCUAUAGUUUCCUUAUCAGUGGUAUUGGUUCUUGUCUUUACACUUCACCUCUACGCAAGGUUUUUCCUCCGCCGCAGAGCCGCCAUAUACCAACUCAGCCUCAACGUGGCACACGCACACGCCGAGCCAGACAACAACACAGGGCUCGACCCUGUCCUCAUCACCACCCUCCCCACCUUCCCCUUCAAACAACCAAACAACGAUUCUGUGGAGUGUGCCGUGUGCUUGAGCGUUCUAGAAGAUGGAGAACAAGUGAGGCUUCUUCCCAAUUGCAAACACAGCUUCCACGUCGGUUGCAUCGACACGUGGCUUGCUUCGCACUCCACGUGUCCCAUUUGCCGGACCAAGGCCGAACCGGUCCGGCUCGAACCGCAGCCGCGUGAGGGCCCCACCGGCUCGGUUCUUCUCGAUGUUGUUGCACCCACGGCUCCGCUAUUGUUUGAAAACGUGGAAGGAACCUUGGAUGGUGCUAAUAAUAAUGGGUCACCUAAGGUUAGUGGUUCGAAUUCGAGGUUGAGUUCGUUCAGAAGGAUUCUUAGUAGGGACAGAUCGAUGAGGAGGAUUCAACCUUCUAGCCAUGAUGAUGUUGAACAUGAUUUAGAGAGCCAGUGACAAAUUAAUUAAUUAUUGAGAUUGAUACACACGGAAAGAGCUUGGGAAAAAAAAAUUGUCAAGGUGAUAUAUAACACGGUUUUGAAUUGUUAUUUUAUACAUGUUAGUCAAAUAUGAGUGAUUAUUUUGUAUUGAAUUUGAUUUGAUUGCUCGUA